Messenger RNA from Monomorium pharaonis (pharaoh ant), 6901 nucleotides. Its product is annotated as sialin. The transcript is spliced from 7 exons. The coding region runs from base 4918 to 6351 and encodes 477 amino acids. Lineage: Eukaryota; Metazoa; Arthropoda; Insecta; Hymenoptera; Formicidae. Gene Ontology annotation, molecular function: transmembrane transporter activity. Gene Ontology annotation, biological process: monoatomic anion transport; transmembrane transport. The record is from RefSeq and is a predicted model, not a curated record.
UCUUAGAGAAAAUUUACUGCGUGACCGUCAAUUUCAGCUUCGCGUAUCGGCUCGCUUAUCAAAGUAGGUAGUGCUCCGUAGCAUCGGAAAUAGAUAGAAAAUGGUCGGCCAAUAUUUACUACGACGCUUUGACUGCCGCUCCAGCCGUGCCAGCGGCAUUUCGCGAAUCGAUUCGUCUCGAUCGGGACUCCCGUAUUCUACCGAGGAGGAGAAUUUCACCGGAAGCGAUGUACAAUCGUCGCGACGCCGGCGGGUCGUGUGUCGCGGGGGAUGAAGGGAGGAGGGAGGGAAACGGAGGAGAGGCGUCGCGGAGCGGUGGUGGAUGGAGAAGCGGUAGACGCUCGCGACGACAUGGAAGGUGAAUUUGGGCGCGGGAGAGAUCACGAGCGGUAGUGAAAAAUGAAGGUACGAAACGGGGAAUCGCAAACGGGGGGGAAGGCUUGACGCAUUGCGGCGGGGAAAUAUGGGUCGUCCCGAUUAUGUCGGGACGAGCACCGCGCGCCGGAAUCUGACAGUGGCAGAGUGACGCCGCAAAACCUCAUACAUCUCGUGUAUAACUAAUGUCCGCAUAUAUCACCUCUUCGUCUCCUGUGUGUAUUUCCUUUUCCUUCUUUUUUUUUAUCUCACGGAACGCAAUGCAUGUCGCGCGUGCGCUCGACUCCACGUUCCUCCUCGUGCGUUCGAGCGCGAUGGAACCUGUCCGUUUCAUUUGAAUGCAACGCGGAAAACGCAGCGCGCGCCGUGCGCUCCAGCACGCUUCGGGCGGUAUAGACUUCAUGGAAGAUAGCGCGCGCGAGAGAUGAUACAUUACUCUCUGGCCCGCUUCAUUUCCCCGAUCGCACGCCCCGUGUCAUUGUGUUUGAAAAUCGUUUCCUCUUAUUUGCAAAUUAUUCGUAUUCUCGAAUAUUUAUAGGCGGCCUUUGCUCGAAAUGAUUUCUUGGAAAAUUCAUGCCGACACUUGGUGUGAGAGACAAGUGGCGUAUUAAAUUCUCUCAUUGUUUAUUAUAUUGUAAUGAGGAGAAAUAGAAAUAAGGAAUUCUUAUAUUUCUUAUAAAAAUGUAAGAAAAUUAUAAGAAAAUUGACACAGUUUCCUACAUUUUGUUGAAUAUCAAACUUCUAGCUGCUGUCAAGAAAAAGAAGAGAGAAAGAAAGAUAUAUUUAAUUCUAUUGAAACUCUGUCGCUUUGAUUGACAGUGAUGGAUAUCCCUUUAAUUCUAUGUGUUACUUUUCAAUUUGUUUUUUACCAAUUGGCAGACAAAUUUGAGGUAACCCUUAAACAAUUUAAUGUAAUAAAUCACAUGGGUCAACUGAAACAAAUACAAAAACGCCUUGCUUCGUACCAGCUUGGCGUCAUUUCGUAGUAGGUGGUCUGAACAGUGGGACGAAAAUUAAAGAACGUUAAAAGGGCACCCCGUGCUCGUUAGCACGGUCAACCUGCUUCAACCUGCAGCCGGCGCGCAGUUAAUUGGUGUUCGGCCAGCGAGGAAUACCGGCCUUUGACGGGUCUGUCUGGAGUAGCGACGGUCUGUUUACACUAUGGACAAAGUCAGCAGAGCCCGAAAUGCCUGGACGGUACGAUGCCAGUGGCGGCGGCGACUGGAGUGUCUUGGAUCCUUCGCGAUCCGAUCCCAUUUUGAGAUUUUCAAGCGCUACUGUGCUAAUCGACCACCACCAUUAUUGUUUCAUCGUGCCCAAGAGCCCUUUAAUCGGUGCAAGACGUCGUGCAUCUAUUCGAAGUUUUUUUUUUUGUUCUUUCGCAUCUCUCUCCGUUUCGCAUUCCUUUUUCCUCUUUCUCUGUCUCCCUCUCGGGUGCGACGGCGACGUAUCCAUUUUUACCGGUGCUCGAAGCUUUGCGUUUUCUCGAGUGGAUUCCCCGCUUCCCCCAACCUGCCAUAUUCCUCAAGCAGAUAUGUACGCGAGCAUUCACCCCGGCACGAAUGCAGGUGUGCGCUGGGCCGAAUAAGCCCAGAAGAGGCGCGAGGAUGAUGGCAACUCGUGCGUCUCCAAGCUUCGUCGACGUCGUUGUCGCCCUCGUCGUCGUCGUCGUCGUCGUCAUCGUCGUCGUCGUCGUUGUUGUCGUUGUCGUCACGAGACUACCGCGGCAACCACUUCCGUCUGUGCGCUUCUCGUUUCUGCGAACGUUUCGUCACGCUUGUCACAUGCUUACCGUACGAAAGAGACCGCGGUCUGGUAAAAAUAUUGUGAUGGUCGGUGGCGUCGUUAUUGUCCACCGCUCUGUGUGUUCGCAACUACCUAUCGGACGGAGAACGAUGCAGAAACGUGUGCGGUUUGCAGUGUUUGCAAGAAAAUGUGACAUACGAUGCGGUAUAGCGUGGUCUUGAAAAAAUUCCACUGUUGAAUAUGAUACAUUAUGUAAACUGUACAAUAUUCAAGUUAGAAAUUAUGAAGUUACGCUUAAGCGUCGACUGUUUCAUGAUAAGCGCGUUACGCAAAUUAUCGCAACGUCAUAAUUGACCUAGAUCGCUGAUAGAGAUGCUCACGCGACAUUUAAAUAUAAACUGUUUCGUUUUGUUAGCUCAAAUUCCGUUGAUAUUAUUAAACCUUUAAAUAUAAAAUACCAAAUAGAUCAAGUUGAUUAUAUAUUUUCGAUUUAAUCAAGAAUUAUACACAAAAAUAGCUUACAUUAAGUAUAUAUAGGUAACAGUCACAAACAAUGUAUAUUUGUUAUGCUAUCUACACGGAGUACGUAAAUAAUUUAUUAUUCAUUAUAUGUAUCUGCAAUGGUCAUGUACUAAUGUAUGAAUUAGAUAUACAUGCACUAAUAUGUCAAUAAUGUAUUAGAGCUUACAUAAUAAUUGUGCGAUAAAUCUUGAAAUCUAGGUGAUUAUCUGAACAUUAUUUUAUAUCUUUAAUCUGUAUCUUUAUUCUCUCUCUCUCUCUCUCUCUCUCUCUCUCUCUCUCUCUCUCUCUCUUUCUCUCUCUCUCUCUUUCUCGUACUCUUUUUUUACAUUCCAUUACAUAAGAAUAUUUACUCUCUGUACGAUAAGUAUCAGUUCACCUGGCAGACUAUCUUUUACAAAUAGAAGUGAUAACACAAUAAAUGCAUUAUACUUGGUAUUUAUGGUAAAAACGAUAUUCAUCGUAUACGCAAUAUUUCUUAUAUGAUAUUUAGUAUGACUUUUUGCGUAAAUUUUACAUUAGCUACACUGAAAAAAGUCUUGUUGAAUUAAUUGGAAAUCUGAUAGGUUUAAUCAGAAUCUGGUUGAUACAUAAUGAAAUGAUAUGUAUCAACAAAUAUUUAUUUAUUUUUAAACGACAUAUGAUAUGCGAAAAUAAUAUCAUAGUAAUAUUAUUUCGACGAAAAAGAAAAAAGACACGUGUGCUGAAUAUAUAAUUCGAUGGGCGUUACUACAUGUCGAAUACAUAAAUAUCGAAGACUGUGGUUGUGAUCGGCGGGGAGUCCUAAGCUAUACUGCGGAACGUUUCUCAUCCGUUUGGACAUGGGCUCACCAGGGAGACCCUAUUAUCCUCAGCCUAUAAACAUUAAGCGCCUCGCCGACGAAUGUCCGUUAAGAAUGCUAUCGUGCGCCACCGUAUCACGGUGAGAGGAGAAACUCGAGUUUCGGUGUUGGCAGCCUACCGAGAUAAUAGCUGGGACAUUCACAUUGGAUAUCGCGCGAGUGAGACCUUGCUGUCGAGCCGUUAACGGAGACGAAACUGUCGUCUGUACUCGUGUAAUCAAUGCAGGCGCGCUUGGUUUUAAUUAUCGCCGGAGAAACGCGGCAUGAAUAACGCGUACUCUGUCAGGAAGAACCGGUUUUAGAGAAUGAUCUCGUCGGCUACGACUGCCGCCUCGUCUACUUUCAAGGAAUCGUUUAUAAAAAGGAAUGUGUGCGACCUUGAAAAUAAAAAUAAUUUACACAAUAAAGUUUUAAGUUCAACGAUUAAGUGAUUAUAUCAAAUUACUUUUCUUUUGCUACGUCAUUCCACUAAUUUUUUACACAAAUGCUGCACUUAGAGGCACGAUGUGCUUCACGUUUUUAAUACCUACAUAUUUAUUUCUUUGCGCGUUAUUUUUUUCAACAUUCGUGUUUCUCAUUAUUUUUAUCUCGCCAAUUUCGAUAAAAUAGUGCGCAAAAAGUAAGAUACAGAAAGCAAAGAGCAUAUUGUAGAUUAACGUUUACAGUAAACAAGACCUCCUAUUGAAUUUUCUUAAUGAUCGUGUAAUUGCAUUAAGCAAUUCUGUAAACUGUAUCGCAACGGACGUGUACUGGAAUACUGUAACGAAUGUAAAAAAAAAUCGAAAUGAUCCUAAUGACUCAACAAGUACAAAGCGAUUGGUUCAUAUUAUAGAAUUAGCACUUAUGUGCAAAUUACUGAAAGUUAAAACGCAGCUGCUUCCAUAGUUUAGUUUAGUGCGCGUGUGACUGUCGGGCAAUUCAUGUCGUACCGUCUUUCGUAACGUCAUUCAUAUCAAGUUAUAUCUAGUUCCGGUGAAUGCACACAUAUUUUUGUAAUACGUUUGUACAUAUUGUUAUCGCUUUUCUUUUAUUGGUGUUAAAAAUCGAGGACAACGUAUACACGUGGCGUGAAACUGUUUAUAUGAAGUAAACUCUUGAAUCUAUCUCAUAAUAUAUCCGUGGAUUUUUUUUAUUAAUUUGAAGAUAAGGAAAUGUUUUUAGCGAAUGCUCAACGUCGGGACGUGAACCUAGAAAGAGAUUCGUGGAGAGGAGGAAUCUGGGUAUCGUGCAUGGGUGCCGUUUCAUCGCCGGCGAUAUAAUUCGAUAGUCGGCAUCGAGCAGUUGAAUGUGCGAGCGAGCGAACGAAACCGAAUUGGUGAUUAUAUCGAUACGAAAACAAACGACGAAAACAGCGACACUGGCGCACCGAUUCGAAAUGUGAUGGUCAUCAAUGUCAUCGUUUUAUUAACCGAGGUCACACUGAAUAUUCAGAAUAAUGGAGAUACGCGUACGAUACUUGUUCGCUAUAAUGCUAUGCAUUGCGAACAUGAUUAUUUAUGGACUAAAAGUGAAUAUUGCGACGGCUAUUAUCGGUAUGGUGAAAAAAAAAUCCGGUGUACCGGAUUGGUCGGAUGAGUGUCCGGAAUUUGAUGUACCUGGAAAUGCCGUCACCGAUAUCGAUGGUCCAUUCGACUGGACGGCAAGCCAGCAGGGUUUGGUUAUUAGUAUAUACUUUGCUGGAUAUCUCGUUGGCAUGUUUCCAUCGGGAUAUUUGGCGGAUCGAUUCGACACGAAGAUAGUGUUGUUAGUCUGCGUACUGGCGAAUGGAAUUCUAACGUUAUUGGUGCCGAUCGCGGCGAGCGAGUUGUACGUGCUAUACUUCGUGAGAUUUUUGACCGGUCUUGUGAGCGCGGCGAAUCUUCCUAUAGUAAACGUUCUUCUGGGAACAUGGGUCGUGUACGAGGAGAAAAGCACGUGGGUCGGCAUCAUAUAUGCUGGAACGUCGCUCGGCACCGUGAUAUCUAUUCUUACCUCCGGAUUGAUAUUAAAUUACGUGGGUUGGGAGGCUAUCUUUUACAUCCACGGAGCGCUACCAUUGAUCUGGUGCGUCAUCUUUUAUAUAUUUUUCGCCGGUUGUCCGGAAAAACAAAAGUACAUAACGGAACGGGAAAGAUCGUUCAUCGUGAGCUCGUAUGGCCACCGUGCGCCCGGCUCUUCGAAGAUGAAGAUCCCGUGGAAAAGUAUAUUUACAUCAGUACCAUUUUUGGCGCUGAUCGUUACGAAUACUCUAGGCAACUUCUGUUGGUAUUUCUUGCUCACUCAACUGCCGCUCUACAUGAACAAAAUAUUGCGAUACGAUAUCCAAUCGAAUGCCGCUAUCGUUUGCACACCGUAUCUCGUGAAUGCAUUUACUAAUCCGCUAAUCGGAAGAGUUUUAGAUUGGGGACGGAGAAAAGGAUUUUGGUCGCAGACGGUUGCACGUAAAAUUGCUGUGUUCAUAAGUACUAUACCACCUAGUAUUUUCCUUAUUGUAAUCGCGUACAUUGGUUGCGAUCGUUUGACGUCAACCGUGCUACUAACUUUGAGCAUAGUAGUCUGUGGUGCUAUAUUCGUUGGUCAUCUUUGUAAUCAGAAUGACCUGGCCCCGAAUUAUGCAGGAAUUCUCAUGGGCAUUACAAAUACUCCGGGCACUAUUUCUGCCUUUAUUUUACCACCGAUAGUUGGUGCUCUCGUAGCGGAGGGACAUACUAUGGUUCGUUGGAGGAUUGCAUUCUGGAUUACUAUCGUCGCCCAGGUUGUCGCUUUCUUGGUAUUUGCGGCCUUUGGUUCAGCCAAAAUUCAACCAUGGAAUUAUCCGGUACCGGAAAAUGUUGAAAACUGGGACGACGAGGGACAACCACAACAGCGGGAACAAGAAACAAAGACUUAAAUUGAAACUACUUUUAAUAUAGUUUUUAUUUAAAAAAAACAGAAACAUUUUUUUACAAGAAUCUGUCCUGUCUACUUGCAUAGACGAGAAAUGUUAUUUAGAUAAAUUGAAGUACGAUAAUAAUUUAUCAUAAAAUAAAAUCAAGAACUUUGCGAUUUUUAUAUUAACACAUUCCUCAUAUUUUUUAAAUAACAUUCCUUAUAUUUAUAUUUAAACCAAUUUUCUUUUUCAUAUUUCGAUAUCUUUUAUUAUGAAUAUUUUUUACGAAUCUACUAAGAUUAAUUAGCGGAUAUAAUACUUAAUUAUAUGUCACUUUAGAUAUAUAUAUAUAUAUGUUAUAUAUCUCUUUAAUAUAUGUACGUAUUGAUAGUAUAUUGCAAAAUAUAUUUUUCAGGAAGAAAUUCUGUUGAUAAUAUGCUUUGCCAUAUUAUCAAUGCCAAACUUUUAACUGCCUUAUACGGGACAAUUUUACAAAAAUUAGAUUGUACAAAAUAUAUAUAUAAACGUGUAUACAAAAAAAUUUAAUAUAUAAUUGCCUUUAUUAUUUUUA